This is a messenger RNA of Striga asiatica, 429 nucleotides long. The record is from the annotation of a GenBank genome assembly. Lineage: Eukaryota; Viridiplantae; Streptophyta; Magnoliopsida; Lamiales; Orobanchaceae.
AUGGCCGGCGUCCUCAAUCUCAGCCCGGCGGCCAAAAAAACAAAAACGGCCAACGCCGUGACCUUGCCGGAUCUCCUCAAAACAAUCCACCAUUUCUGUCGGGGAACAACAAACCUUUUUGUCAUCCCCCUCGAUCGAAGAUCGACAGUCGCCCUUAUACCUCCUCGUUCUCGUCGCGGCCUCCUCUUUUUCACUGUCGUCGGCAUCGCUGCCUCGAUUUCUGACCGAACUAACAAUGUGACGAGGUUUGUUGGAUCUGAUUUUGCCAUGGUGUGUGAAGAAAGAGAAGACGAUUGCGGUGACGCGGCGGCAGAGCAUCGGAAAAAUUUAACUGUCGUGUGUCUGAAAGGUCCUCCGGCUGGUGUCGCCGGAGGAGACGACCUUCUCAACUUUGGUCAGCCAUUUGCGGCACAUGAUGGUGACACCUAA